Messenger RNA from Nothobranchius furzeri (turquoise killifish), 7475 nucleotides. RefSeq names its product AT-rich interactive domain 3A (gene arid3a). Lineage: Eukaryota; Metazoa; Chordata; Actinopteri; Cyprinodontiformes; Nothobranchiidae. The record is from RefSeq and is a predicted model, not a curated record. Gene Ontology annotation, cellular component: nucleus. Gene Ontology annotation, biological process: regulation of transcription by RNA polymerase II. Gene Ontology annotation, molecular function: DNA binding.
UUUGCCAGUUGAUCAAAUGAGGUUAUUUUAUUUUACUUAUGCCAAACUUUACUAACGUUGCCACAGUUUCUCAGAUUUAUCUGUGGGAGUGAGCUUGAGUCGGACUGACUCACGGUAGCACCGGAGGCGCUCCCGGUCGGCUCACGCUCACGCCCCGCUGCGGGGGGUGGGGGUACACGGGGGCCCGGCCCCUGCUGAUUCAGAGGUUAGGAAUUUGCAUCUGAUUGCUGUUUGUCAACCAAUGAUGUGACUGAAGGCUGCAGAGACUCCACGCCUCUCACGGUCCGUGUGUCUGCCUGAGUCAAACUCUGAAAACACAUAUUCACACGCUAGAGCCGAAUGCGUGGAAAUCAUGCAGCUGGUCACAUGAAACCACUUCAUUUUGAGCUGAUAGACACACGAACCACCCCUCCUUUUCAUCGAUUUGGUGCCGUUUUUUCUUCUCCUCCCUCUGAUCUGAAGGGGCAGAAUCAGAAUCCAGAAAGGGGAGAAAACGGGAAUGUUUCUUCCGGCUCCAAACGGUGUGAAAAGCGAACGGAAGCCGAUGUGGUCUUUGUAGUCUGUCAGUGAAGGUUUCUACUCCCACCUUGUCUUCUGCUGCUUGUGCCUGAGUGAAUACUGGAUGACUCGGCUCUGCCUCCAGCUUCAGAUUCCCCAGCACCUCCAAAAACAUCGAAACAAGUUUGAGACUUCAGCCUCCAGAGCCACUGCUGACCUCUGACUGCAUGUCUCAAAGCUCCCACAGACCCCUUCCUGUUCCGGCUCCCCCCACGUCUCCUCAAAGACUCAUAUUUCCACGUAACCAUAACCAUUACAUAUUCUGACAGCUGUUGGCCACUCUGUCGCAGGCACAGUUUGUUGUGCUUUUCUUGGUAGACGGUGUGACCGCCGCCCCCUGAUUGAAACCCAACUGGUGCUCUUUGAGUGGGGGAAGGAGGGGAAGGAAGGCUGCUGAGCACAGUGCCACUUUCCCCUGAGAUGAAGCUGCAGGCCGUCAUGGAGAACCUGCACAGGCAGCAAAGGGCCAAGCUAAUGAUGGAGCAGCAGCUACAGCAGCAAUCCAUCGCCCAGCGCGCCCAGGUCUGUACAGGUGACGACCCAAUGGAGAGCCCUGCCCCUGAGGGGGAGCAGGCCCAAAUAGUGGCUCUGGCAGCCAUGCGCGCUGCUGCAGCUGGACUGCAGAGGGUCUCAGACAGCCCGAUGUCAAAGCGUAGCAGUGGCGGCGAGGAGGAACAGGAAGAUGACAACGAUGAAGGAGACGAACAGUACAAGGACAUGAUGGGGUCAGACGAGGAGGAGCAGAUUAAGCAGAAAUGGGACGAGGGAGACUUUGAAAGUGAGAUGGAUGAAGACUAUGAUGACGACCUUCCAGAGGAAGGCCUGUCCACAUGUCAUGAUGCCGUGGCUCCUGGAAAGGGCAUUCUUCUGCUUCCUCACCGCCAGCUCCACCCACACCCCCAGAUGCUGAAGAGGCGUCUCAGUGUUGAGCAGGAGCCUCGUGUUGCCAUCAUGCCUCCCCACGCCCCUCACAGUCACCUGGGUGGACAGGAUCAUGGAGAGUGGACCUAUGAGGAGCAGUUCAGACAGCUUUAUGAACUAGAUGCAGACCCCAAGAGAAAAGAGUUUCUUGAUGACCUCUUCAGCUUCAUGCAGAAAAGAGGAACACCCGUGAAUCGUAUUCCUAUCAUGGCCAAACAGGUCCUGGAUCUGUACAUGCUUUACAAGCUGGUGACAGAAAAGGGUGGCCUGGUGGAGGUCAUCAACAAGAAGCUGUGGCGGGAAAUCACCAAGGGACUCAACCUGCCUACCUCGAUCACCAGUGCAGCCUUCACCCUCCGCACUCAAUACAUGAAGUACCUGUACCCGUAUGAAUGUGACAAAAGAGGUCUCAGCAACCCCAAUGAGCUUCAGGCAGCCAUCGACAGUAAUCGACGGGAGGGUCGACGGCAGAGCUUUGGUAGCUCACUCUUCACAUACUCACCCAAUGGGACACCCACCAUGCUGUCCUCACCAAAGGUCCCUACGCCCAGCGUGGGCCUGACUGUUGGGACCAAUGGAGCCUCGCUGACUUCUAGCCAGAAGAUCAAAAAAGAAGAGGAGGGAGGCCAGCCACUGCCGGGGGUCGGCUUGGCUCGUCUGCCUAUGGGGCCGGUGCCGAGUCACUCAGUGGUUGCUGUGCAGGCAGCGAUGGCAGCUCAGGCGGUUGCUCUGGAGCAGCUGAGGGACAAGCUGGAGUCCGGUGAGCCGCCGGAGAAGAAAAUGGCUCUGCCUGCUGAGGAGCAUCACCGGAUGCUGCAGAGAGUUUUCCAACAGAACUUGCUGGCUAUGACUGCUCAGAUUCCAAUGAACAUCCGCAUCAACAACCAAGAUGGCAGGCAAGCCAGGCAAGACUCGGCACUAAACCUCACCACUAACGGCACAAACAGCAUCAGCAUGUCGGUGGAGCUCAAUGGGGUGGUGUAUACUGGUGUCCUUUUUGCUCAGGCAGCAGCAGGGUCAGCCUCAUCUGGUGCAUCUGCAUCACCCCUCUCCCACAAACCUGUCAGCAGUCGGGCUGCUCUACAGCAGCAGCAGCAUCAGAACACACCUACCUCAACCUCCAGCAACCUGUUGUCUUAACAAACUCCCACCUUUUCCAUGUCUUUUUUUUUUUAACCACGCUAAGAAAAGCCAAAAAGCAACCUCAUUUUCUACAUCAUCUAUGCCAAAAAAGAAGAGAAGAACCAUCAUCAGUGCAGAAAGACAAACUGAAACUCAGCUCACUUGAAGUACACUAUCUCAGGUUUUCUCUCACAAACUCAUGUCUUAUGCUCUUCAUCGCCAAAAGGGUUUUAAAAAGAAAUAUCCCAACUGAGAGCCAGUAUAUGCUAAACUUAGACGUAUGCACAACCUGUGAAUUAUUUAUUUCUACAAAAAUGUACAGAUUACUGGAGAACAACAGAGAAGGUAAUAACUAGGAAGGUUCAAGCAUUGUUUACGCACACAAACACAGCUGCUGACUGACAAUGAUGUUAUUCAUCGAGGAGAGAUCGUUUUUCUUUUACCUUUUCAUUGUCAUUAUUAUCAUUAUCGUUAUUCUCUUUAUUUUGUGUUUUAUCAUUUAAAUCUUUAACAGUCUUUUCAUUGCAAGAAAAACAAUCUAUAUAUUUAGAAUUCUAUUAAAAAAAGAAGUAUGAAUAUCAUCUAUUUUUAAUCCCAAAAGCUUUAAAAAGUUUGUGUAUUUUAUUUCUUCGGGGCAUAUACUAAGGUAUAGUUGUGACCUCAUUUGUGUGAAACCAGAUUACCUUAUCCACAUGGCAGCCACUUUUUUGUGUGGGAGAACAAGUUUGGUGUUGGUCUGCAUGCCGUGCAUAGAGAUUUACAUCCCAUCAUCGCCACAGGGUCUGAAUCUGAAGAAUGUACAAGGAUUUUUUAAAUUGCUCGUGUUACAUUUAGUGGGUCGUUUAUCCCAUUCAGACUCUUAGCAGCAGGUCGCUGUGUGCAACUCUUUGAUUCACCCUGCUUGUUCUCCCAGAGACGAGUGGCUGAUUUAAACCCAAAAUUCACUCCUGUUUGUUGACACAAGGCCAGUUCAAGACAUAUCUAUGCCAGGUGGUGAAAUGAGUUAAAACACACAUCGGUUUUCAUGGUUUCUCUCAGGUGUCUCUUCACUUUGUACGAUUCCCACCGUCUAUUAUUACACUGGACAGACAAUGAGCAAUGCUUUCCACCUUUUUCUCUGCAGAGUAAUCCCUUCUUUUUUCCUCUCUGCCUUCUUGUGAAGUAGCUGUCUUAAGGCGAGGUGCAUGUGUGUAGAUGAAGGCGCUUCAGUCAGAAAUAAAGUGAUAUCCUGUCCGAAUCUUUCCGGGAUUUUUGUGAGCGCUAAAUCUUUAUUAGUUUUGAGAAACUCACAUGGACAAUCAGGUGUCGGUAGGCAUGGUCAGAGACCUCAGAGUAGACAGGGCAGGGGGUUUUAGAUCGUCUCGGACAAACUGGAAUCUGGACUACUUUUACUUUUCAGUUUCGCGUCUUCUGAUCCAAGUGCUUCUUAUCGGGAUCUGCUUGAGACCGGCUCGUCACCCGUAGAGGUUAGAGCAGAGAAUGUUUUGCAACCCCCAAACUGCGCGGUUGCUGCCUCUUUUGAGCUGAGACGUGAUCAUAACUGUGUGUGCGUGUUUGCUUGUGUUGGUGCAAUCUUGUGUUAAUUUAUGGCAGGAGAAACAACAUGUCACUUUCUAAGUAGUUGUGUCUUUGCAUUUUUGAAUAGAUCAAUCAUUCAGCUUUUUUAACUUUACCUUAUGUUACUUCUUUGGACUAGUGACUGUUAAAUAUUGUUACUCACCCUCCCUCCCUUCUGCCUCCCAAGUCUCAACCCCACAGCCGUGCCAAGCAGCCUUCGAGUCCCUGCUGACGUUAGGAAGUAAAUCAGGCUUUGUACACGGGUUCUGUUCUGUGGCCUUAGCACAGCGUGAGGUGACCGGAGAGUGAGCAGUACGUCCACCUGAUCACUUUUUACUGUUCAGUCAAAUAUCACCAGGUGGCUGUCCCGGCUUUGAUUCUGUACUCGCUUCUCGGUGGGAAAUCACCACCAGCUGCUACGCAAACACUGGUCACUUUGAAAAGUGCUCUUGAAACUGGAUGAAUGCCGCCAUCAGAAUGCUAUUUUUAAGUUGGUUAAAGUAGUAAAAGAACUCAAGGGGCGGACGGACUGCUAAGACUUGUUGUUUUAAACCAGUUUAAGAACUCACACCUCAAAGUUCUUCCAUGGUGUUGACGCCCAUGUUGUAAAAUAGUUCAGCAUUUUAAAGGGAUAUUCCACCCCUAAAGGAAAUGUAAUCUGUUACCAUAUUCCCUAGUGUUAGAUGAGUGAGGGAAAACAUUUUGUAACCAGCCCAGUCAUUCUCCUUAUCUGGCAGUAUUUCAUUAGCUUUAGCUUAGCAUAAAGGAUGUAAGUGAAUGGUUAAAAUUCAAAUUCAAAAAGAUGUCUAAAUCCGUAAACACAAAUGCGUGGCUACCGGGUUUAUACUUGGUACAGUUUUUUUGAAGGGACAGCAUAGUAAUGGUGCAUUCACAUUGAGAUUGGCCCGGUCUAGCCCAGGUUGGGUAAUUGUAUUCACGUGUGGGUUAUCCGUGUGUUUCUGCACUCAGCUGACCAGUUCUGUUGGACCUGCUGUCCGGCGGGUAGCUUUCCGCAUGCGGAACCGCAGCGGAACAUCACUGCUUUAAAUAGAACCCAUUAAAGUCUAUGGACUGUUUCAAACCAGCAGCGACGCAACAAAUUCCAGGCACGUCCGAGAACCCUAAAGAUAGUAUCGGGUACUAUUUUUGCCUCGAGCCGCUUCUGGGACACGUCAAUUUCUGCAGUUAACAUUAGGCUAGACAGGAAAUCACACUGUUUCCGUGUAAAAUCCCCAGUAAUUUUCAAAGUAAAAGUACUGGAGUGAUGCAAUUUCAUAAAUGAAGCUUACGUGUGACCCAACAGCUUACUUACUCACAGCAUUGUUCCAGAAGUGCAGUGGUGUGUUUGUCAUGGCUUAAAUCUUGGCAGUGGAAAGGAACAUCAUCGUAUAUGACAUCAAACAGCGAUAUAAAACGUGAUUUCCUUCUUUUUGGUUUAAUGGCAGAUUGCAUAAACAAGCCGUGACCUUAAGUCUCGAGGGGUCUUGUAAUCUCGCGAGUCCAGCAAAGAGCACAGCGAGGAAGUCACACCGCAUCCCAGACACUCCCGGUGUGAAAAGGACCGCUUUAAAGUUUGCGAGUAAACCGGUCCGCUGCCGUUUUACUCCGCUAAUGCUUCCAGUGUGAAACCGGAAUUAUUUGUCUGGAUGAAGUGGGGUAAACAUCUUCUCUGACUGCAGCUCGAACUGGCCCCUCCAGCCGAGGGAGCGCAAAGAUUGACUGCUGUGAAAAGAGCCCACAGCAGCACUGCUGCUCAGUGAGAGGAAGCUGUGUGUUUCAUGUCAGUAUCCAAAAGCAACUAUGCUCACGACCACUUUUGUUUACUAAUUUAAGGAAGACACCACAGGCUUUUCAACGAGUCUUUAGUGCCGCCCACGUAUUCGGAAACAUCCAUGUUCCUGUGAAGGCUGUUAUGAUCCUAAUUUUCCUUGGUGAUCUCAAUAAUCUUAUUGAUGGGAAAUGGAAAAAACAAACAAAUGAACAAGUAACACAAAGAAUUAGAGCAAAUUUUAGUGAAACUUAAGCCGCAUUUACAUCUGGGUGAGCGUCGACUGGACUUUAUUCAAACAGCCUUCACAGGAACAUGGAUGUUUCCGAAUACGUGGGCGGCACAGUUGACGCUCACCCAGAUGUAAAUGCGGCUUAAGUUUCACUAAAAUUUGUUCUAAUUCUUUGUGUUACUUGUUCGUUUGUUUGUUUUUUCCAUUUCCCAUCAAUAAGAUUAUUGAGAUCACCAAGGAAAAUUAGGAUCAUUAUUGAGGGAUUGUUCACAACUUUUUCCACAUGAUAUGCUAGUUGUUACCAUUCACUUACUUUGUUUAUGCUAAGCUAAAGCUAAUGGAAUGCUGCCAUAUUUGGAGAAUGACUGGGCUGGUUACAAAAUGCUUUUUCUCCGCUAAUUCAACUCUUGGGAAUAUGGCAAAAGACUAAAUUUCACUUGGGGUUGAACGUCCCUUUAAAGUGAGGCGGAUAAUAAAAUCAGUCAUUCAAAGUCUUUACCUAUAUGAGAAUGCUUAAGUACUGCUGUUACACUCUGAUUCGGACAAACUUAAGGAAAAUAUUUACAUCUGCAUAUUAAAUUCCUGUUUCUCUGUUGUACCUCUGAACAAAUGUGCAAGGUGUUUGAGUUUAUAUUUAAUAAUAUAUUCAGAUUUGUGCUUUAAAGGUUGACUACGUGAAUUUGAUGUGUAACAUAUGCCACUCUGCUUACUUGGCCCGCUUUAUCUGGAGUUUAAUUUUCAGUUUGUUAUAAUUUGAGAAUUUUAGUGUGUUAUUUAUAUUGUAAUUCAAAUUCAGAUUGGACGAUUUUGUAGCCUUGGAAUAGACAAACUAACUCAUUGAAUAGCUCUGCCUUGCUAGAUUGCUUUGAAUAUUUUUGCGUGCAUAGUCAAAUUGUAGAUUUACAUUUUAUUUAAUAGCUUGUUUAGCAUUUAAUGGCUUAAUAGCAUCUGUGCAAAUGGGGUGUGGAUGUUCUUUGUUACACUGUAGCUAAACUGUGAAGGUCUCAACAAUGGCAAACGCAAGUAUCAGGGAAAAGAAAAGAUAUAUUUGUUAGCAUAUUCCUUGUUUCCUUGUCUCUAACUUUAAGAUGGAGAGUGGUGUUUUUGCUGGUAUUAGGUCGCUGGUUUCCUCUUCAGUUGCAGAUGUCACGUUUGCUGGUAAUGGUUGACAAUCAAAUAGAAACAGCUGAAUGUCUGUGGGGGAGGCUGGCAGGAGAAAACGAAAUCCAAUCAAUCCAGAUCUAAAGGAUCAACAUGGCUUUUUCAGAAAUGACCCCUUGACCUUUUGGCCCCCAAGGCAACAUUUAUGCACCUGCC